Molecule: messenger RNA, 3031 nt
Organism: Sebastes umbrosus (honeycomb rockfish)
Lineage: Eukaryota; Metazoa; Chordata; Actinopteri; Perciformes; Sebastidae
Gene: reep1
Product: receptor accessory protein 1
Exons: 8
Coding region: 87-989 (300 amino acids)
Biological process (GO): endoplasmic reticulum tubular network organization
Cellular component (GO): endoplasmic reticulum tubular network; endoplasmic reticulum membrane; cytoplasmic microtubule
Molecular function (GO): microtubule binding
Source: RefSeq, a predicted model, not a curated record
UAUCCUGCAUCACGUUGCUGCCUGUCAUCUGGAGGAAACUCCUCCCAGCACACCAGACAGCGCGUCUUGUCGCCUUUUCCAGCGCAAUGGUCUCCUGGAUCAUCUCUAGACUUGUGGUACUUGUGUUCGGUACACUAUAUCCUGCAUACUCAUCUUAUAAGGCUGUGAAGUCGAAAGAUGUGAAAGAAUAUGUGAAAUGGAUGAUGUACUGGAUAAUAUUUGCCCUAUUCACUGCUGUGGAAGUGUUUACAGAUAUGUUUCUAUGUUGGAUUCCUUUCUACUAUGAACUGAAGAUAGCCUUCGUGGUGUGGCUGCUGUCCCCUUACACUAAAGGCUCCAGUGUGCUAUACAGGAAGUUUGUUCAUCCCACGCUUUCCUCAAAAGAAAAGGACAUUGAUGAGUAUAUCUGCCAAGCGAAGGACAAAAGCUAUGACACACUGGUGCAUUUUGGGAGAAAAGGGCUGAAUGUUGCCGCCACAGCUGCAGUCAUGGCUGCGACAAAGAGCCAAGGGGUCCUGUCAGACAGACUGAGGAGCUUCAGCAUGCAGGAUCUGUCUUCCUAUCAGUCUGACCCCGUUAACACCGGCCCUGGUGCUACGCAGCCUGCAGAAGCACAGCAGCAUAGGACCAGGACUAUGAUGCGCAGCAAGUCGGAGAGCUGCAACAAAGGAGAGGAUUUUGACAUGACAGAGUUUGAGGUGUUGCGGUUGGACCAAUAUGACUCCAAGGAGUUGCUGUCCCAGACCAUUUCACCUUCUGAGUCCGAGUCUAUCACGUCCUCAAUGACACCCCAGUCCUCCACACCCUCUCCACCUCCCUCUCCUCCAGCUCCGGAGCAGCCUGAGGAGGUGGGGAAAGGGGUGCGGGCGGCAUCAUGCUCUCCGCAGCUCAGGCUGUCUAAAAGGAAGGCUCCUGAGCCUCCUCUUAGAGUCUUAAGGCCUCUCACAAGAUCCAGGAGCGCUCUUUCUUCGAACAAUGAAGCCAUGUGAAACUGUCCUAAAGACUACUCCAGCUGCCUUUGCUGCAAGAAGUGAAAAUACUGAAUGGCCAAAAGCUACAUGACUGAAGCAGCCUUGCUUUGGAAUAAGGUAUUACCAAAGUGACCUAUGAUGACCCCUCUAUAUAUAGUAUAUGGCUCAUGAUUUAAAAACAUUGAGAUAGAACAAAUGAAUGAAUGGGCUCCAUGCUGAUAGACAUUUUGAGUUUGUAGGUUAUUGAAUGUGUAUUUAUGUACAGUUGGUGUGUGCUUCAUCUUUCUGAUUUGAUUGUUUUUAUAUAUCAGGUUUGGGUAGGCAAUUGCAUGUGUGUCUUCCCAGUCAUUAGUACGCUGUUCAAUUAACAGAAUGUACUGUCACUGAAUAAUAAAGCAGGCAUUGAGAGUGACACGGUCACUCUCAGAGAAUGUGUUAAAAGCCAAGAUUUUGACCCCAUUCAGCUGAAUUCAGCACUGAUUAAUUAUCACAUUAAAGUAUUCAGAAAUCACCCAAAAAACUUUUUUUCUGAGAUGAGACAACGUAACCUUGGUGGUAAUGAAAAGUGAGACAGCAGUGGCAGACUAUAUUCUGUUAUUUACCUCUCGAUUAAAGCCUUAAAGAAAGACAUAAAAAUCAAAAAUGUCUCCACACACGAUAUAAGUAUUUCUAACACAACUAUGUUCUCAUUAAACAAUCAUUUUGCACUAUGUUUAGAAUAUAAAAUUACUGCCCUCAAUACUCUGAAACGGCCAAAAAUGACAUAAAACAAUAAUCAUGACAGAUUAGUAGCUUAAUAUUAUCACAAAUAACUUUAUCAUUAUUGCUUAUUUCUUCUGUGGUAAAGAAAUAAUUACUUGUGUAACAAGUGAUAACAGACAAAUAAAGUCAGUACUACAAGAGGUUUCCUCAGUGGAGCAGACUGUUUUUGACAAUCUACUGGUCAGUUUUGUCAUUUAAUUGACAAAUUUAAUUUGCAAUUUAAGGCCAAUUAGGAAUAUGUCACUUUCAGCUGUAGCAGAAAUAGAUUAUAACAUGGGUAAAUAUUUACCGUUUAUAAACAUGGUUCUGUUUCCAUAUUUGAAAUCACUGUGUAGUGCUCUGCUGUUAACUGAGCAACACUAAACCCAACGAUCUUACCUUCUUCUUGCUUAUUUUUUAGGACUUCAUUCAGUGACUUUAUUGGUCCGCAGGUUUACAAACUUACAUUUAAGUUAAUAUUGCAUGGUGAUACACUUUAUGUUUUCAUCUUGUACUUAAUUCACUGAGCCUGAAUCAUAGCAACAUUUUACACAACAUAUCACUGUGUUUGUUGUUGAUGGGUAGAUUUAUAAUUUCCAUCAUCGUAUCUGUAUCAUUUAGGGUGGUUUGAAGUUUGAAACAAAAGCUUCUCAGGUACAACUGUUCUGUUUACACGUCAUUCACUCUGAUGUUGUAGAUACACUUGUUAUGCACAUGAAAUGUCCUUUUAAUGGAUAAAUGGUGAAAAAAUCAGAUUGUGUUUCAAUGUUAGUGGUAUCAGUGUUAGUGCUGGAGGUGAUUUCCUUCUAUUAAAAUUCAUGCAAAGUAAAACAGAGAAAAAAAAACACAUUGCUAAGUAGCAGAUUUGUAUACUUGUGCGUAGACUGAUAAACUCAUCAUUGCAUGAUGUUUGUUAUUAGUUUGUAUGAAAAUUUGAUUUCUUAAAUGAUUUUGUUCGGAUGCCUUGCUGGUAAACAAUGACUUAUUUUGGGUCAUUUUUGGUUGCUUUGUAGAAAGAAUAUGAAAUGUUACGACUAUACAUACAUGUUGGCUAUACACAUAUAUAUGAAUAACGUCUUAUUUACUAAUAAAUUAGCCACUUUGAAUUUAUCCAUGAGGAGAAACCACUUAAGUUAUCCUAAGAAAUUUUGUUCUGGCAGGCCAGAAUGUCAAAUUACUUAAAUUUCAACUUGAUUGUGAAAUAUAAAACAAAAAGAAGUGAAGUGGUGACAUGAUGGUUCGUGACUAUCAAUUUAUCGUUCUACUAGGUUAAAUAUUUCUGUUUAAAUCGAUUUACAGCCAUUAAAUAUGAAGCAAAA